Molecule: messenger RNA, 963 nt
Organism: Penicillium longicatenatum
Lineage: Eukaryota; Fungi; Ascomycota; Eurotiomycetes; Eurotiales; Aspergillaceae
Product: shikimate dehydrogenase family protein
Exons: 1
Coding region: 1-963 (320 amino acids)
Biological process (GO): shikimate metabolic process; chorismate biosynthetic process
Molecular function (GO): shikimate 3-dehydrogenase (NADP+) activity
Source: RefSeq, a predicted model, not a curated record
AUGGACAUCCUACGCAAGUCCUACGAGUACGGAACAUCGCCUCUGAACCCUUCGUCGCUCUCGAAUCCAUCCAACACGUUUUUGUUUGGCGGCAGUAUCUCUCAAUCGCUCUCACCACUUCUGCAUGGAAUACUCUUUCGAUCCGUGAAUGCAUCAUGGGCGUAUCAUCUCGCCCAAACGACCGACAAGAAUGAGUUUCUCGCGAAACUCGCCGAUCUCAAGUCUAUUGGCGCGUCCAUCACCAUGCCCAACAAGGUCACAUUCGGACCCCUUCUGGAUGAUUUGACCGAGGAGGCCCGAGGCAUCGGAGCCGUUAACACCGCUUUCGUACGUCUUGAUCCUACCGGAAAGCGCCGGUGGAUUGGCACCAACACAGAUUGUGUUGGAAUCCGCGAAGCCAUUCUUCAACAUGACCCGCAUGCCGUUUCUAAGGCACAGGGAAAACCGGCUAUGGUGAUUGGCGGAGGAGGAGCAGCACGAAGCGCCAUUUAUGCAUUGUGGAAAUGGUUUUCUCCUUCCGAGAUCUACAUUGUGAACCGACUGCAAUCAGAGGUUGAUGAUAUUGCCAGCUUCUUCACGAAAACAAUGCCUGACAUCAAGCUUCGUUACAUUGCGGAUGUGAAUACUGCACACAACCUUCCUUCCCCUUCGAUUGUUGUCGGCACAAUUCCUGAUUAUCCACCCUCUGAGCCGGGAGAGGUGCUUUGUUGGAAUAUAAGUGAGCACAUUCUGCAAAAGUCCAAGGGGGGCUUGUUGGUGGAUAUGUGCUAUAUGCCAUCGCCUGAGACCCGGCUUUUGUGUACGGCGAGAAAGGCUGGUUGGGCCGUUGUUCGGGGUACAGAGGUCCUUGUACGAGUAUGUGUUGCUCAACAAAUUUUGUGGUUAGAAAGGGAAUCGAACGAACGGGGGGUGGAAGAGGCCAUGGCUGCGAUUGCUAUGCCAAAGAGUAGUAUUAAAUUGUAG